Molecule: messenger RNA, 1389 nt
Organism: Paramecium tetraurelia
Lineage: Eukaryota; Ciliophora; Oligohymenophorea; Peniculida; Parameciidae
Exons: 6
Biological process (GO): proteolysis
Molecular function (GO): cysteine-type peptidase activity
Source: RefSeq, a predicted model, not a curated record
AUGUCUGAAUAAUAAAAGCAGCCAAAUAUUAUCAAUUACUUCUAGUAAUACAAGUAGGGCAUUCAGAAUGCUUUCAAAAUAUUAGAAGAGGUAGAAUUUGAAGUGCCAGAGGAAGAGGUGAAGCAAAAGGUUCAAAAACAGAUUGAAGAUUAAGAAUAACCGAUUGAACCUAAAUUCAUUUCGCAAGCAGAUAUAAGGAGAGCGCUUGAGAAUUUUGAUAAAUUAAUUUUAACACCAUUAUAUAGUGAUCCAAAAUAUUUAAAUUUCGAGUCAAAUGAUAGGACUAAGAGAUAGACAUAGAUGAAGCAUCAAUAAAUGUGGGAUCAAAUCAAGUUGUAAUAGAAGGAGCGAUUUGCGAGGUUUUAAGAUUAGGAGAUCCUGGAAAGAAUACUAGAAUUAGACUCUUAAUUAAAAGAGGAUUAUGAAUAUAAUUUCUAAUUUUCAAGUGGCACUCAAAAAAAGACAAUUCAAAUCAAAUAUCACGAUGUUUUAAAAUUAAAUCCACCCAAUUAUUUGAAUGAUGGAAUUAUAAACUUUUAUUUAAAAUUUAUCGAGUUCGAAUUACUCGAUGAAUCCUUAAGAUCCAAAACCUACAUUUUUAACACUUAUUUUGUGGAGAAACUAUGUCCCUUUGACAAAUUGCAGACAAUUUAAUAGAAUGACAAUCAUAGAAUAAAUGAACUCUUCAAACAAUCCUAUGAACACAUAAAGAGAUGGGUCAAAGAAGAUUUGACUGAGAAAGAAUAUUUACUAUUUCCCAUCAAUUUACCUGAGCAUUGGUCUCUCUUGAUUGCUCAUAAAUAAAGCAAAUCUUUUUAGGAUUCUGUUAUCAUAUACUUGGAUAGUUUUGGAAUUAUAGAUUAAAAGUUAGUUACAAUAAUAAAGAUGUAUCUACAUAAAAUGCAAUGUGAUAAAAUUUAAUCUGAUGUCAAUUACAAUGAUUCUCCAAUCAAACAAAUCCCUGCCUAUCAACUGUUAGUGCCUCGACAAGUGAAUUAUGUAGAUUGUGGAGCCUUCCUUCUAGAAUAUGCAGAAUCCUUCUUGUCCAAUCCAAAUUAUCUCCUAUCAGAUUUCGAAUCCCCAGAAGGCAUUUACAAAUUGAAACUUUUCCCAAGGACCCUUGUUAACAAAAAGAGACUUCUAAUGAAACAGUUGUUGAUUGAGUUAGUUGAAUUAGGCAAGGAACAGGCUCUGGUCAAUUACAAAUAACGAAGAUAGGAAAUAAUUGAAAGUUGCUAUACAAAUGAAGAUGAAUACGAUAAGAUAGACUAAGAUUUGUUCAAAGAGUUCCUGAAUCAGAAGAAUUCCAUAAGUGUGAACAGUGAAUAGUAAAGAUCUAUGUUACUGGACUUCUACAUGAAUCCGCAAUAAAAUUAUUAUGAAUAAUGA